AUGACGCUCGGUUGCAUGCUUGCGUUCACUUUACUAGCUUGCAUUCUUGCGUACGCUGCACCCGCAGCUAGUGAGGUCGCUGGUGGAGGUGGUAACUGUACAUGUGGUUUCUACGAUACUGCCACAGGGUCACUCUUCACAGACUCUAUCAUCAUUUACUUCAACGAAACAGAUGGGCUGCCUUCAGAGUUCGUCGCCGAACAGUACAGCAACAAGUACGAGAAGGACUGGAACGCCAUCUACCGCCAGGGCUCCGAUCCUGCGAACCUUCAACUCAGCAACGAUUCUCUGAAGCUCCUUUUGAGGCCGCCGACCGAGGAUCACAUCGUUCAGGGAGCUGGCCUUCGCACGGCAAGACGUGAUAUUCAAUAUGGCUCCUUCCGCACGCUGAUCAAGUCACCAAGACGCACAUCUGCUGGCUCGGCAAUGUCGAUGAUGUGGCAGUACAACGAGACUGAAGUCACUGAGCUCAGCGUCAUGAACAUGAACGAUGCUUCUGAGGCUUGGAUCGGUACCUUUGUCAGUGGAGAGUUCACCACGCGCGACCUUGGCAUCAACUAUACAGAACUUCUCGAGGGCACAGCUGCAGAUCACAACUACACAACGUUGGAAGGGCGCCUUAGCAAUGGGAGUGUUAAUCCAUGGGACUUCACCGAGUAUCGCAUCGACUGGACAAGAGAUCAUAUCAGUUUCUACGUUGGAGGCAAUCUCACUCGACAGAUCUUGCACAAGGACAACAAGGGCAUGCCCUCAGUGCCUGCACCUGUGUAUCUCAAGCAUUGGUCUACCGGCAAUCGGUUCUCCAUGAGGGGCCCGCCAGGUCGGACCUCCGUUGCUGAGGUCGGCUGGACUCGAAUGUUCUUCAAUUCCUCGUCCAUGAACGAUAUUGCUCGCGACGACUUUACCGCUAGGUGCUCAGUCGCCGAGGCAUGCUCGAUGGAUGACGCCACUCUUCGUGGCUCCACAGCAUUUGCCGACACGGCCACCGAGAAGUGGCAACAAGAUCCUCACAAGAGUAUCAAGCGGAUGCCGGCGCUUUGGAUCUCCGUAGCUUGCCUUGCACUUUCGACCAUUCUCCUUGUGCACACUUUCAUUCGUCGCAUGACGCAGCUCAAGUCAUCGGGUCAUGGAGCCCCGCAGGCUGUAGCGCAGUCACCAACCACAUCUCAGGACGAGAAGAACGCUCCGCACGAGGUCACUGAUAUUUACUCAGAAGAUCCUGCAAAGAAAUCACCGGCACCAAGUCGACCAACAUCGUCAAAGUACGAGUCGAACGACUUGACCAUCGAGCAAAUUGGACCCAGCGGUGCCACAUGUACCAUUGGGUCUGCGACGCCGAUUGGAGGUUCUCGCGCAACUUCUGUGCGCUUUGACAGCCGUGCUACGACGCCGUAUGUACUGUCUCCAUUCAACAGCACUUUGGAACUUGGUAAGGAUGGGCUACCAACCUUGAGCGAGAUCAAUCUGUCCUCACCAUCCAGAAACGAAUUUUUGCCGUCUACGGUCAAAGGACACAAGGGCUACCUUAACAGCAUGGGCUCUGAGCAGACGAUUGCUCUGCCCUGUUGCUCACAACAGACUGCCGAAAAGAUACGGAUGGAGACGGUUACAGAGUCAGCUUUGCCAGCACCUCGCAUGAGAGCACAACCACCACCGCGCGAGCGUAUCGACUACCUGGCCGGCCUUGUUGCGUUGUGUGCCAUAGUUGUCACUGUAAUGCAUUUUGGUCUCACCUUCGUACCCGCCAUCGUUAUACCAGGCGCUCCACAACAUGCGAAGUCUGAGUACUGGGCACAGAAAAUCGUCGCACCGUUCAUUCUGAACCAAAUGUGGCUCGGUGUAUUCUUCACAACUUCCACUCGAUUCCUCACUGCUUCCUAUCUGAGAAAGGGCAAGCUCGAGGACAUCGCGAAGUCUGCUGUACGCCGAACACCACGACUCAUGAUUCCUGUUGCAACAAUUGCUCUAUUGGAGUACUUCCUCGUCGAUGUCGGCGCGACCAAGUACCUGCGCUACAUUCCGUCCCUGACUUGGUCAACUUGGCCCUACGUCACACGCUACGAGAACUUUGUUCAGUUCAUCUCCGAGAUUCUGGAACUCAUCUAUCUUGUCCCAAAUGCCGUUCCCCAGAUCACGUUUAAUUACUGCACAGGUGUGCUUUGGACAAUUGCAGUCCAGCUUCAAGGAACCUGGCUGGUGUUGCUCGGUGCAAUCAUCGUGCGAGAGAUGAAGACCACAUGGAAGCGUAUCGCAUUCUACAUCUUCUGCAUGCUGAACCACUGGUACGCACGAUCCUGGGGGACGUACCUGUGGCUCGGUUUACUACUCACUGAUCUCGACGUCACCUACAAGUACAAGAAGUAUCUGUACGCACGCCCAGGCACGUAUUACCCUAUUCUCACCUUCGCUUGGUUCUGCGUCGCGUUGGGCUUCGCAGUGAAUUUGCUACCGAACUGGAUGGAGUUCAACUUUGCGACUGCCGAACACGACAUCCACCCUGACGAAGCGACUGGUGAAGCGCUCUUGAACACGAAAAACGCAGGCUACCCACCUUACUAUACUCCUCGCCUGAAUGGUCUCCUCUUUGCAGGCGGCAUGCAGGCCAUUGUCGAGCUUUCAACCUGCAUCCAGUGGCUACUGUCCACCCCGCCCCUGCUCGUCCUCUUCCCUCACAUCUUCACUAUCUACCUUCUUCACGGUCUUGUCUUCUGGAGUUGGGGCAGCUGGCUCAUGGUCUUCCUUGCCGAACGCGGCUUCACAUACGGUAUCAACGUCGCCAUUGUCGGUGUCACAUCAUACGUGGUCCUUUUCUGCUCGCUUCCGAUUGUCACGCCUGUGAUCGAGGUGUUUGGCAAGGAUAUCACUGCAUUGGUAUGGAUGAACUCUCAGGAGAAGAGCCCACCUCGUCGUCGCACUCUCUUCCCCUUCCCAGAAGACCUGUUCCACGGACGCGAGGCCAACGGUGACGCAAAGGAGGACGUUGAGGCAAACAAUAGUAACAGGAGCUCGGGACUUCAGUGCAGCAGCGUGUCAAUCUUCUCUGGCAAGGACGGUGAGAAGGGUGACAUGUAUGGGGUCAGUACUGUGAUGAAUGAGGGAGGUUAG
Molecule: messenger RNA, 3105 nt
Organism: Didymella exigua CBS 183.55
Lineage: Eukaryota; Fungi; Ascomycota; Dothideomycetes; Pleosporales; Didymellaceae
Product: glycoside hydrolase family 16 protein
Exons: 2
Coding region: 1-3105 (1034 amino acids)
Biological process (GO): carbohydrate metabolic process
Molecular function (GO): hydrolase activity, hydrolyzing O-glycosyl compounds
Source: RefSeq, a predicted model, not a curated record